CGUAGUCGCAACUCACAAUUUUGUAGUCUGUGACCAAACGCGCUUCGGUUCGCGCGUAUUCUUAUUUCAAUUUCGAACGCGUCAGUUUGAAUACGACUUCGAUUUUAUUAGUGGUCGAGUGAUUUUUUUUAAAUACGGUGCGCGUUUUAGAAAAAAAUAAAAAAAUGGCGGCAGUGUGGUUGGUUGUGCUUACACUUUUUUCGAGUCAGGAGAUUUUUGCAAGUUACCGUGACUGUUCGAAUAUUGGAAAUAUACGGAAUUGUGACGAAUGCAUUCGAUGUGCUGGGCACUGGUGCAACGAUCCUAAUGAAAGCAGAAGAUGUACGAUAGAGCGGUUCGAUGACUGGUGUCCUGGACAGCAAGAGACGCUGACAUAUCAGCAGGAAGUCACUGAAGCUGGACAGCACUUCAAGCCGAAGUUCAUGCUGAGAAACAUUCGCAGCGGCGCGGAUGACAGCGUGACGAUCGAUUUUAAAUCUAGUAGUAAGAACCCAAAGAUUGAUGUUGUCUUCAACACAACACAAAGAAAUUUGAGUCCCGAAACGAGCGUCAAAUGUGAGAAUGGAGUUUGCCGUACCACCAUUGAGAUACUAACAGACACCGACUUCUGCGAGGCCAAGGGACAUACUUCAGAGUUCUUCAAUAUCAAGCUAAAAGUAGAUAAUAUAAGUGAAGAAGCAGUUAUGAAGUUCCAUGUCCCUUGCGCGUGUGGUUGUAGUGAAAAAGUGGAAUUACGGUCACCAAGGUGCAAUGGACGAGGAGAUUAUACCUGCGGCGUGUGUACUUGUGAUAAAGAUUGGACAGGAACGUUCUGCGAAAGUCCGAUUUGUCACAAGAAACGCGGUGAUGUCCCUUGUACAGACUCCACUCGAAGCGAUGUGGAAUGCUCCGGCAACGGAGUGUGCAGCGCUUGCGACGAAUGCGUCUGCUUCACCGACAGAGUUGGCUCCCAAUACUUCGACAAAGACAAUUAUUGUGCUGACAUUUGCACAAUAACCAACGAUUGUGACGAUUGCUUUAAAAACCCGAUGCCUGGGAGAUGUGAUCUAUGCCAUUUCCCCCUCAUCCAUAAGCCUUAUAACCAAAGUUUGAUCCAGGAAAAAGAUGAUUUCAAUAGAAAUGUCUGGGUCACUUGCAAUGAUACGUUGGACGGUUGCUUCUUCGAAUACGUAGCGAUGAAAGACGCUAAUGAUGAUACGUAUUACAUGGUCACCAAGUCCUGCAAUCCUGUUGAAGAGAAGCAAGUCGUUGGAGGAGGUGUUAAUUUGACCCUGCCCAUCGUGCUGUGCGCGAUAGGCGCAGUGCUAGCGCUCGCGGCGGCGGGCGGCUACCUCAUGUACCGGUCCCGGCCGCCCGCGCUGCCGCUCGCCGACCCGCUGUACCAGAACAUCGGCGCGGAGGACUGCACGGGGGAGAACCCGCUCUAUAAACCGCCUACGUCGUCCUUCAAGAAUCCUACGUAUGGGAAGUGGUAGUUGGUGUUACCUGAUUCACGCCUUUCGGCACAGCGAAGCAUUGGGCUGAGUUCAAUGAAACCCAUUCCAACACUGCCUGUGAUCAACGCCGUAUGAUGGGAAAAUUGCGAGCGUCCGGUGUCAACGCCGCAAAUACUACAUAUUAUGUAUUAUAUAAGCGCGUUUAUGCCUCUGUGAUAUUUAAGACGAUUAAGUAAUUCGUAUGACUCAUUCAUUAUCAUGUUUGAUUUGUAAUCUCGUAUAGUAAAUAUGGUUGACGCAUCGUAUUGUUCGACCUUACUUACACUCGCCUAGAAAAAUUAUUGUAUUUAAUGUAUCGUUUAUGAAACCAUUAAGUAGUGAGCUCAUUAGUUACUCAUGGUCUAAUAACUGGACGCGUGUCACCAAAUGGUAAAAAUACUCUCCCGAUAUUAUGACAGUGUGAUCUCAAACUGUUGUCCAGUUAUUUGAUUAUGAGUAAGUAUUUAUAUUUCGUAGAUUUAAAAAGUAAUUAGGAAUAUCAUUGUAAAGUUGAUCUGGUGCUUAAUUUAGUUUCAUUAUAAGUAAGAAAACUUCUGCUAUGAAACUUUCGUUGUUUUCGUUUCAUUACGAACCGAACUUAAUAUUUUUCUGCGACUUUGUUACAAUAAAUAGUUUGUAUCGACAUAGUAAUGUAUCAUGUUAAGUUUUAAUUUUUAUUGAAUUUCUAAUCUUGGCACAUUGUAAAGUGCGAUUGGAUCGUAUAUUCGCUCCACACCUCGGAUAAAGAUCUUUUUGCUUGCUAUGAAUCAAUAAGAGAAAGUCGAAAGUGGGGUGCUCCGAGCUAUAGAGAAUUUUACAAAGGCUUUUAUUGGGAGCGACGCGUGUGGGACGGCUCAUGGCGCGAACCACGCAACGGAACUCGUAUUCAAAUGACCAAUGAUCUUACCGCGAACUCUGACACACGAAAUAUAGAAAAUUAGCAUCCAAUUUAAGACGCUAAUUUACGAACAAUAAUACCAUAAUCAUAAGCCGGUAAAGCAAACUUUGUGGGUUUUAAUAUAAUGUUGAAAUACUUACGUUCAGGAAUUACGUUUAGAAUUACCAGCACAGAUCUAGUACAAGUAGAUCUGUGAUUACCAGAGAACAAGAAUGACAAUUAAUUAAGUUUAUUUAAUAUCGAGUAUAAAUAAUAUGAACCUACUUGUAUUGGGCCAAAGUUCUAACAUCGAUUUAUUAUUAUAAACCAUUGGAAAUAUGAAUAACAUGUCGAAUGAUUAAAAAAAU
Messenger RNA from Colias croceus (clouded yellow), 2720 nucleotides. RefSeq names its product integrin beta-6-like. The transcript is spliced from 7 exons. The record is from RefSeq and is a predicted model, not a curated record. Gene Ontology annotation, biological process: cell adhesion mediated by integrin; integrin-mediated signaling pathway; cell migration. Gene Ontology annotation, cellular component: cell surface; focal adhesion; integrin complex. Gene Ontology annotation, molecular function: integrin binding. Bases 165 to 1475 code for a protein of 436 amino acids. NCBI's taxonomy places the organism in Eukaryota, Metazoa, Arthropoda, Insecta, Lepidoptera, Pieridae.